This is a messenger RNA of Chiloscyllium plagiosum (whitespotted bambooshark), 1030 nucleotides long. The record is from RefSeq and is a predicted model, not a curated record. Lineage: Eukaryota; Metazoa; Chordata; Chondrichthyes; Orectolobiformes; Hemiscylliidae.
CUGCCCAGAGGUUGCGGGAGCCCAGUCGAUACUGUAGGGGGUAAUGUUGAGAGGGAGCUGGGGCUGAUUUGCUCGGGCAGGACGGAACAGGCGAAGGGUCAUGCACUUGUGUUGACACCAGCCCGCAGCACCCCGUGCAGUUCGACCCUCGGAUGCGAAACUGGCACCACUGGCAGGGGGUGGGGGGACUCUGUCACACCUCUUUCUCUACCUUUGCUGUUCCGUCCCAUAAAGACACAUGGGGAAUUAAUCAGAGAGAGAGAGAGAGAGGGAGAGGGAGAGAUGGAAACUCGGAUCAGAGGAUAAACCUUAGUGCUGCAGAGAGAAACACCCGUCAGAGCAAAUAUUCAGCCGAGGCUGCACCUUUCAAUGCACAGCGGUUAUUCCAAGAGAAAGGGAUCUAUUCUGCAGAGCAGCCGCUGUUUUGUUGAGGGUGGGUCCCUGAGUGGAAUUGAUCGAGGAGGGAGGCUGGUUAAAGGACCUUGAAAACCCCGACCACCUUGGCCGUCUCCCCGCUGAAGGCCAGGUUGGUUGAUGCCGGGGGUGAAGAAGCUAGAGAUAGACUCAGUCCCACCCACCCCCCUCUCUCUCCAAUUCUUCAAGUGGCACCGAGCAGCUAUCGGAACGGAUUAAACCGCUCUUAAUUUAUUCCCGCCCACCCCUCUUUUUAUUUUCCCCUCUUGCAAUCGUUAUCAGAUUUAAAAAUCUGUACCUUUUAUUUAGAACAUCCACAACUAUGAACCCAGCCUGUUCAACGUUCAUUUGCCUAUGUUUACACGUGAUACUACCGUGCUUUGGGAUUGAGGCCUCGAUGGAGGAGAACACAGAUUUCAGGCCUCAUGUGGAGAAUCACACCAGACUGAGGGAUGACACAAGCCGCAAGUACGUGCGCCUGUACCAAUUGUACAGCCGUACCAGCGGGAAACACCUGCAAGUCCUGGGAAGGAGGAUCAGUGCCAAAGGUGAAGACGGGAACAAGUAUGUCGUCUGUUCUAUUCUGUCUGACGAUGGCUCCUCCUUUUUUGUCUGA